Molecule: messenger RNA, 1900 nt
Organism: Lycium barbarum (goji berry)
Lineage: Eukaryota; Viridiplantae; Streptophyta; Magnoliopsida; Solanales; Solanaceae
Product: glycosyltransferase BC10-like
Exons: 2
Coding region: 166-1242 (358 amino acids)
Cellular component (GO): membrane
Molecular function (GO): glycosyltransferase activity
Source: RefSeq, a predicted model, not a curated record
CCCAUUUCUCUUCUUUCCCAAAUCUCUCUCUCUUUCUAUUUCUUCACUCCUUUCUUCACUUUCAUAGUUUCACUUUCCACUUUCUCUUCAAUCUUUCCUCAAACCCUAAAUCUCCAUUAAUACUUCUUUUCCUCUAAAAACCAAAACUUAUUUCCUUUCAAAACAAUGCUUAAAUCAUCCAUACUAAUCCCAUCCCUGACACUCCUAAUCUCAAUCCCAAUCAUCUUCUUAUUAGCACCAAAAAUCCUCCCAACGCGCCAAAUCUCGAUAUCCGUGUCGGAGGAGCUCGAAGAUCUAUCUCUAUUCCAAAAAGCAAUAUCCGCCGAAACAUUUUCCCCAAAAUACCCUUCCCGUAACAAACUCAAACUUGGGUCCACUACAGUACGCCCACCCAAAAUUGCAUUUUUAUUCCUAACAAAUUCAGAUUUAAAAUUCUCAUCAUUAUGGGAAAAAUUCUUUAAUACCACAAAUGGGACCCACCACUCAUCACAUUUAUACAACAUUUACAUACAUGCUGAUCCAUUUAUUAAAAUUACACCAUUAAGUGGUGUUUUCAAAGACAGAUUAAUUCAGGCUAAACGUACUCAACGUUCAUCACCUACAUUAAUCUCAGCAGAAAGGAGAUUACUAGCUCAUGCAUUACUUGAUGAUCCAUCAAAUUACUAUUUUGCCCUUAUUUCACAACAUUGUAUACCAUUGCACUCUUUUAAUUAUUUUUACAAUUUUUUACUUGAUACCCAAAAAUUGUCUAGGAAAAUGGAGUUUCCUAGUUAUGUUGAAAUAUUAGAUGAAUCUGAUUCAUUAUUAAAGAGGUAUAAUGCUAGGGGUAAAGGUGUAAUGUUACCUGAAGUUAAGUUUGAUGAGUUUAAGGCUGGUUCACAGUUUUUUGUACUUACAAGAAAGCAUUCUUUAAUGGUUAUUAAAGAUAGGAAAUUAUGGAGGAAAUUUAAGAAAACAUGUAUAGAUGUUCAGUCUUGUUAUCCUGAAGAACAUUAUUUUCCAACUUUGUUAUCAAUGGAAGAUCCAAAUGGUUGUACUAAGUAUACAUUGACAAGUGUUGAUUGGACUGAUAUGGUUGAUGGUCAUCCACAUACUUAUCAUCAAAGUGAAGUUUCGAGACAGUUGAUUUAUGAUCUAAGGAAGUCGAAUUCAAGUUAUGAUUAUAUGUUUGCAAGGAAAUUUUCAGCUGAUUGCUUGAACCCUUUGAUGGAAAUUGCUGAUUCAGUGAUUUUCAAGGACUAAUUCUUGGUGAUGAUGAAGGCUGAAGACAAAUCAAAGGCAAAAAACUUUGAUGAUGUUGUGAAGACAGAGAAUUGGUUGUUGUAGGAGUAACACGUGUGGGAAUAAGGUUUUUUGAAGGGUUUGUUAAAAAUAUGCCCUCAAACCAAGUAAUCCCCAAAGGAGAGUAUCCAACUCAAAGCUUGGAUGAGCUUUCAAAGAAAGCAAUGGAAAGCCUAGUGUUAGUAGUAGUAGUAGUCAAAAAGGUUCUAUUGUUGAAGUGGUAAUAUGAUGGUGUAGCUUCUAGUAUUCCUUUGAUGUUUUUGUGUUCUUCUCUAAAGUGCUCAGACUCUUCAAAAUAUCGCCGGGUAUGUAUUUGAUCCUUCAAAAAUUAUGUAUUAUUGGAAGAUCCAACACGGAUGCGACAACUUUCUUGGAGGGUUUGAGCAAUAUAGGUUUUUCUUGUACAUAUAUGAAGAGUAUAUAUGUGUUGUAGGUGAAUUAUUACGGGGGAUGAUUGGAGGAUUGUUCAAUCAUGUUGGGAUUAGCCUUGAACAAAAUCAAGAAAAGUGCUAAACCCCUAUUGCUUUUUUCCACAACUUGUGGAAAUGAAUCAUUGUAUCAGUUGGAUCCACUAUCCAAUGUAGUUAAAUGAUUUAAGAGAAUUCUAUGUUCUUUCCCU